AUGGUUAAUUUGGUGUGGUUAUGUGUGGCCGCCAUUUUAUUGUAUUGUAAUGAAAUUUCAGGCAAGCUUCAUAUAUUCGAGCAGCCUGCAAAAGGCGAUGGCACGCUCAAGUUUUUGGUUAUUGGAGAUUGGGGAAGAAAAGGAGAGUUUAAUCAAUCACAAGUUGCUUUUCAGAUGGGAAGAAUUGGAGAAGAAUUAGACAUAGACUUUAUAGUAUCAACAGGUGACAAUUUCUAUGAUGAUGGUUUGAAUGGAGAAUCUGAUCCAGCAUUUGUGGAAUCAUUUACCAAUAUUUACACAGCCAAGAGCCUCCAAAAACAAUGGUUUAGUGUUUUGGGUAACCAUGAUUAUAGAGGUGAUGUAGUGGCACAAAUAAGUAGUGCCCUCAGGAAAAUUGACAGUAGAUGGCUUUGUUUGAGGUCCUUUGUAGUUAAUACAGAAAUUGCUGAUUUCUUCUUUGUGGACACCACUCCAUUUGUGGAGGAGUAUUUUACAAAUCCAGAGGAUCAUAUGUAUGAUUGGCGUGGCGUGGUUCCGAAAAAACGCUAUAUGUCCCGCACGUUAAGGGAUUUGGAGUCGUCGCUUAAGAAAUCACGGGCAAAAUGGAAAAUUGUCGUCGGACAUCAUGCCAUCAGAAGUGUGGGCCACCACGGCGACACCCAAGAGCUUAUAACUCACCUUCUUCCAAUUCUUCGGGCCUACAAUGUCGAUUUCUACAUGAACGGGCACGACCAUUGUCUCGAACAUAUCAGUGACAGUACGAGCCCUAUCCAAUUCUUGACAAGUGGGGCCGGGUCAAAGGCAUGGAGGGGAGAUGUUAAGAGCUUAAAUGAAGAAACCCUUAAAUUUUUCUAUGAUGGACAAGGUUUUAUGUCUGUUCAGUUGACUGAAAGUGAAGGGGAAAUUGUUUUCUAUGAUGUGUUUGGAAGAGUUUUACACAAAUGGGCAAAGUCCAAGCAGCUGCAUUUGGAAAUGUAA
Messenger RNA from Striga hermonthica, 978 nucleotides. The record is from the annotation of a GenBank genome assembly. NCBI's taxonomy places the organism in Eukaryota, Viridiplantae, Streptophyta, Magnoliopsida, Lamiales, Orobanchaceae.